AUGGCAGCGGAGAAGUGGCAUUACAAUGUGGUGUCGCUGCUCUCCGGAACGGAGAGGGACUUUCUCAUCCGUAACAAUGGCGAGAAGGUAGCCAUCAGCAGUCUUGACGGGAAAAAGUUUGGUCUCUUCUUGUCGGACAACUGUUACGAAAGAAUCGUCACUGAUGAUCUGAUCAAAGUAUACAAUCAGCUGUCCUCGGAGGGCCGCGAUUUCGAGAUUGUCUUCGUGUCAUGUGAUUCAUGCGAGGAGACCUUCAAUAGGUACUUCUCAGAUAUGCCAUGGUUGGCAGUCCCAUUUGCGGACUCCGACACACGCGAAAGGCUACAUGAUCAUUUCGGCAGUUUCGAGGAGUAUUAUCCCGCUCAGCUUGUCAUCUAUGAUGCCGCUAUUGGCAUGGUCGUUAACGAAGAAGGUCUCCGAGCUGUGGCAAAAUAUGGUGUAAACGGGUAUCCAUUUACUGUUAAGAGGUUCUACGAGUUGGAGGCGGCUGCUAAGAAGGAACGGAGUCUUCGAAGUCUGUUGGUUUCGCAGUCCCGGGACUACUUGAUCUCCAAUGAUGGAUCCAAGGUAAUCGAUGAUCUCCUUGUAGGAAGAGAAUUAAACUACAUUCUUGAUCCGCCAGCUUACUACCACCAUCUAAUCUACGCUAAAUUGAAGCAGGUUGCCGUGUCGGAUCUCGAAGGAAAGAUUGUGGCUUUUUACUUCUGGAUUAAUAUUCCUGAUAAAUACGGCGGUCCCGAUAAGUUGACUCUGGUGCUGGCUGAAAUCUAUAGGAAGCUUAAGGAAGCCGGGGAGAGCUUCGAAGUUGUGCUGGUGCCAUUAGAGGAUAAUAAAUCAUCCUAUGAACAAGGCCUGGCAAGCAUGCCAUGGCUCGCGAUUCCUUUCGAAGACGAGGGCUGUGAGAAGCUUGUCCGCUACUUUGAGCUCUGGCCCUUCCAAUUACCAACCGUGCUUGUGAUCGGUGCCGAUGGGAAGAUUAUGCUUAAAAAUUACGAUAGGCUCAUCUCCAAGUAUGGAGUUUUAGCAUGGGAAGCAUUCCCGUUCUCUAAGGAGCAACUGGAUUUAUUGCCAGAGAAGGCAAAGGCCGCACAAACACUGGAAUCUCUUCUUGUUGCUGGGGACCUCGAUUAUGUCAUUGGGAAAGAAGGCUUGAAGGUUCCAGUGAAGGAGCUUGUUGGCAAGACCAUCCUCUUCUUCUUUGCUAUGAUUGAAUCGUUUCAAUGCCAGAAAUUUCUUCCCAUGCUGAUCGAGGCAUAUCACAAGAUCAAGCGCAUGGACAGUGCUUUCGAGGUGAUCUUCGUCCGUAUGGGCUAUAUGGAUUCGGGUGCUUUCGAGUUCUUCUUACGCAUGCCUUGGUUGGCGGUGCCGGUGGAUGAUGAGAGAAUAGGAUCGUUGAAGAACAGUUUAGAAGCUCAUUACGUCAACACCCUGGUUGUCAUUGGUCCUACAGGUCAAACGAUCACAGAGAACGCCGCAACUUCGUUGAAGAUGUAUGGAGCCGAUGCCUACCCGUUCAGUGAAGAGAGGAUCAAGGAGGUAGAGAUGGCACAGACACUGGAAUCUCUUCUUGUUGCUGGGGACCUCGAUUAUGUUAUUGGGAAAGAAGGGUUGAAGGUUCCGGUGAAGGAGCUCGUUGGCAAGACCAUCCUCCUCUUCUUCUCGAUUCGUAGGUCCGGUACAUGUCGCGGAUUUGUUCCCCAUCUGAUCGAGGAGUAUCACAAGAUCAAGCGCAUGGAUAGUGCUUUCGAGGUGGUCAACAUCUCGAUGGACAAAGAUCAGGAUUCCUUUGAUCAGUUUUUCUCUGGCAUGCCAUGGUUGUCGCUGCCGUUCGGUGAUGAGAGGAAGAAAUCUUUGGAACGCACUUUCGGAGUCGAUAUCCCCUACCCCUCCCUGGUUGCCAUUGGUCCUACAGGUCGAACUAUCACAAGGAACGCCAUGUAUUCGUUGGCGACCCAUGGAGCCGAUGCCUACCCGUUCAGCGAAGAGAGGAUCAAGGAGUUGGACCAGAAGAUAGACGAGAUGGCAAAGGGAUGGCCUGAGAAGAGGAAGCAUGAGCAACACAAGCAUGGGAAGUUGGAGUGGAGCUGCCUGCACGGCCUGUAUAGGUGUGGUGACUGCCACAAGAUUGGAAGUGGAUGGUGCUACUUGUGCUCCAUGUGCGGUUUCGGUCUCCACCCCAAAUGUGCACCGAAGGAGGAGAAGAAGGAGGAGGAAGAACAUGAUGAAGGAUCUGAGUGUGAUGGAGAGGUUUACAACGAUUUCGAAGAUUCUGAAGAUUCCGAAGAUUAUGAAGAUUCUGAAGAUUCUGAAUAA
This is a messenger RNA of Musa acuminata AAA Group (dessert banana), 2313 nucleotides long. RefSeq names its product probable nucleoredoxin 1-1. Lineage: Eukaryota; Viridiplantae; Streptophyta; Magnoliopsida; Zingiberales; Musaceae. The transcript has 4 exons. Bases 1 to 2313 code for a protein of 770 amino acids. The record is from RefSeq and is a predicted model, not a curated record.